Durio zibethinus is the source of this 4161-nucleotide messenger RNA. NCBI's taxonomy places the organism in Eukaryota, Viridiplantae, Streptophyta, Magnoliopsida, Malvales, Malvaceae. The record is from RefSeq and is a predicted model, not a curated record.
UAUGACUUCACAAUUGGUAAAUUCAAUAGAAAAUAAGAAAAGAAAACUACAGGCCAUGUUCAAAUUAUUUUUCUGUUUGGAUUCUUAAGUCUUUGGUGGUUUAGUUUAUUUAGUUAUUCAAGAACUUACUUGUUAGCACUAUAAUAAUAUAAUACGACCUCCAUGUUGGCCUUGACUAUUAAUGUUGUCAUCUGUCUGUGGUGAUUAAUGAUAUAAAAAAGGAAUCUUGAAAUUAGCAAUCAAUGCCUGGUCACAUUUGGUAAUGGCAAACGUAAAAUGUAUCAAGACAACCAAAAUAGAACAAUGGACUAAAUUAUUAGAGACAAAGCAGGUCGUUAUUAUCAGUUGUUCAAUUGACUCAAGUGGCCAUCUUGAAUGCACUGAUUCCUACUAUUGAGAAGUAUAUUCUCUAGCAAAUGAGGGUUCAUCAGUCUCCACGUCUUAGUGAGCCUAAUCACCACAUCUUAUCGAACACACUUUGCUAAAAAUCAAGUUCAAUUUACUUGAGUGUUUUAUUUCCAUAACAUGGAUAUGUUAUUUGAUGAUUGUCUGAAUGGAAAGAUUUCUCGACUUGUGUCAAACAUCUCUGGAAUUGUUUUAUUUCUGUAACAUUUUCAAUAUAUAUUCCUGUUUGGCAUCUCCAUAAGCUCCACUAGUAUUUUGAUGUUCCUUUAUUUCUUGGGCCUGUCCAAUUCAGUACCACAUUGAAUCCAAAUUAGGCUAAUGUUUCUUCUAUUCAUGCAGAACCUUGUAGGGUUGCCAUGAUGUUGUAGUCGGGUUGCUUGUUUGGAGCUGUGUUGAGGGAUAUAAUUGUCAUACUUCUUUGAUGUUGUUCAGGCAACAUCAAAUCAGAUAUCAAAGCGUGACCCUUUAAGACAGUAUAUGAAUAUUAUAGAUAGCAUGUUACAUCAAAUGUUAAAUGAAGAUCCUUCCUUCAAACCUCAAGGUGGGAGGUUUGGGGAGAAUGAUAUGGACUAUGAUACUGAUGAGAAAUCAAUGGCAACUCUUCGACGCCGGCUUAGGAUAGCUAGAGAGGAAUAUUGUCGGUAUCGAAGGUACAACAUAAUGUGUGAAUAUAUGAGCUUUGUCUUGGAAGCCCUCGAGCUGGAAGAUACCAUAAAAAACUAUGAGCGCCGUGAUGCAACUGGAUGGAAAUUUGUUUCAAGCUUGAGGCUUGAGCGAACGGGCAAACUAGGGUCUUCUCUUGAUAAGAUUGAAUUCAUUUGGCGUUGUGUUCUAAGAAAGCAACUAGAGAAACUCUUGGCUAUCAUUCUGGGUUGCAUGUCAGCUGCAAUUCUUUUAGCAGAGGCUACCAUAUUGCCUAGUGGAGUUGAUUUAUCUCUUUUCUCCAUCCUCAUAAACUCUGUGGGAAAGCAGGAAAUGCUCGUGCAGGUUGCUGCUUUUGUCCCUCUAAUGUAUAUGUGCAUCUGCACCUAUUAUUCCUUGUUUAAAAUUGGAAUGCUGAUGUUCUACUCAUUCACACCAAGACGAACAAGCUCAGUCAGCUUGCUUAUGAUAUGCUCGAUGGUUGCACGAUACGCUCCGCCAAUUUCAUACAAUUUUCUCAAUCUUAUCCAUGUCCCUGGUAAUAGGAAAACGAUCUUUGAGAAGAGAAUGGGGAACAUAGAUGAUGCUGUGCCUUUCUUUGGUAAAGGAUUCAAUAAAAUAUAUCCCCUCAUCAUGGUUAUAUACACACUAUUACUUGUGACAAACUUCUUUGAUCGAAUCAUUGAUUAUUUUGGCCACUGGAAGAUAUUCAAGUUUCAAGAUGAAGCUGAUGACACAGAUGGAUUUGAUCCAUCAGGACUAAUUAUCUUGCAGAAAGAACGGUCUUGGCUUGAGCGAGGGCAUACGGUUGGUGAGCAUGUUAUUCCAUUGGCAAGGAAUUUCAACGGCCUGAGUAUUGACAUUGAACCUGGCAGCACUAACACUAAAAGAGUACUGAAGGACAUGGUAUCACAUGAGAAAGGGGUUGAAAAGAAAUUCAUUCAUGUCCGUUUCAACGUCUGUGGUUCUCCUCUUGAAUGUCCUGAGACUUUUCCAAGUAUUGGGCGUGUGAGGGUUAAACAUCGAGGAAUUCUUCUUACUCUCAAGGGGACUGUAAUUCGAUCUGGAGCAGUGAAGAUGUAUGAGGGGCAGCGGACAUAUCAGUGUAAGAAAUGCAAGCACAUGUUUCCUCUUUAUCCUGAGCUUGAAACAAGAAACUCAAUAACGCUACCAUCAAUCUGCCCCUCUGAGAGGUCCAAUCCUUGCGAAGGCACUAAAUUCCAGUGCAUAGAAAGUACUACAGUCUGUCAUGAUUAUCAGGAAAUCAAAAUUCAAGAAAGCACGCAAGUGUUGGGUGUUGGGGUGAUUCCUCGUUUAAUUCUAGUCAUUCUUCAGGAUGAUCUUGUUGACACUGUUAAAGCUGGAGCUCUUGUUUGUCCAGACGAUGUUAUCAUUACAGGGAUCUUGACUGCUAAGUGGUCUCCUGAUUUAAAAGAUGUGCGGUGUGACCUUGAUCCCAUUUUAAUUGCCAACCAUGUGAGGAGAACUAAUGAGCUGAAAUUAGACAUAGAUAUUCCUGAUGAUGUUACUCUGAAAUUCAAGCAAUUCUGGUCAGACUUUAGAGACACCCCAUUGAAAGGGAGAAAUGCUAUUCUACGAGGAAUUUGCCCUCAAGUUUUUGGACUCUUCACUGUGAAACUUGCAGUUGCACUAACACUGAUUGGAGGUGUCCAACAUGUUGAUGCUUCUGGGACAAAGAUUCGAGGAGAGUCUCACUUGCUUCUGGUUGGCGACCCGGGUACUGGAAAGUCUCAGUUCUUGAAAUUUGCUGCAAAAUUAAGCAACCGAUCUGUCAUCACUACCGGCUUGGGAAGCACUAGUGCUGGACUGACUGUUACUGCAGUCAAGGAUGGUGGGGAGUGGAUGCUAGAAGCUGGGGCACUUGUUUUAGCAGAUGGAGGGCUUUGUUGUAUUGAUGAAUUUGAUAGUAUGAGAGAGCAUGACAGGGCAACCAUACAUGAAGCAAUGGAGCAGCAGACUAUAAGUGUUGCUAAGGCUGGCCUUGUUACAACUCUUGGUACCAGGACGAUUGUCUUUGGGGCAACAAAUCCCAAAGGACACUAUGAUCCUGAUCAACCUCUCUCUGUCAAUACGACACUUUCUGGUCCCUUACUAAGCAGAUUUGAUAUUGUCCUAGUCCUCUUGGAUACAAAGAACCCUGAAUGGGAUGCAGUUGUAUCAUCACAUAUUCUAGCUGAGGGAGAAUCCAAAAGUUGCAAGAAGGAUGAAGAUCUAGCAAAUAUCUGGCCACUUCCUAUCCUUCGGAGGUAUAUUCAUUAUGUAAAAGAACACUUUAAACCAGUGCUUACAAAAGAGGCUGAAAAGGUUAUCUCAAGCUAUUAUCAACUCCAAAGGAGAUCAGCAACGCAUAAUGCAGCAAGAACAACGGUGCGCAUGCUUGAAAGCUUGAUACGCCUGGCUCAAGCACAUGCAAGGCUUAUGUUCAGAAAUGAGGUCACUAGAUUAGAUGCCAUAACGGCCAUUUUAUGCAUUGAAUCAUCCAUGACUAUCUCGGGCAUUGUAGACUGCAUAGGGAACGCCUUGCAUUCCAAUUUCACUGAGAACCCUGAUCAGGAAUAUGCCAAGCAAGAGAAGUUAAUUCUUGAAAAGUUAAGUUCAGUUAAUGAGUUCCGGGAAUCAAAUGGCUUGGAAGGUUUGUGAUAAUAUGUGCAGGAAAAUGGAAGCAUCCUGGUUGAACGAGCUCUUUUCAGGUUGCAGCUAACGACAAUAACCAUUUAUUAUAGAAAUUUUACCACUUUGUUUUUGCUAGGAUAGGUAAAUGCUAUUAAUAUUUAAUGCAAAUAGCCUGAAGUAGAUGUUCUGAAAGUCUGGAGAACAGAACUUUUGGACGAGGCUUCAUUUGAAAAGCCAAGCUGAUGUUGAUGGUUUGAUGUUAUAUCAGGAUUAUUUGACUGUAACUAAAUUUAGAAGGAUUUGUUUGUAAUUAUAGAACACUUCUAGCAUUUUUAGAGAUGUAAUCUUAGCCUAAUCAAAUUGAUACAUUGUUAAGCUGAGUUUGGUUUGAUUGAAAAAUUCGAAACUCGAAAUUCGAUUUGAACUCAAAUAAGUUUUAUUUUUCAUGUUUAAGGUCAGCUUGUAAUUUAAUUGAGUAAU